AUGCAAAGAAUGUGUGAAAUGAUAAUACCAUUAAUGAAAACAGAUACAUAUAAUCAAUGGUGUCGUUAUCAUAUAUUAAAUGUACAAAUAUUACAAUUAUUAUUAAAUGAAGGUUAUAUACGUGGUUAUUCAAUACAUGGUGAUAGAAUUAAUAUAUUAUUAAAACAUUAUAAAGGAUCACCAGUUAUUAGAAAUAUAAGAGUUAUAUCAAAACCUAGUCGUGAUAUUUGGGUAACACCACAUGAAUUAAAAUCAAGAACUAAAUUUAAUACUGGAUUAUGGAUUAUACAAACACCUAUAGGUAUUAUAUCACAUCGUGAUUGUAUUAAUAUGGGUAUUGGUGGUAAAAUGCUCAUUGCUAUUAAUAAUCAAUUUCAACAUUUUUGUUAA
Messenger RNA from Theileria annulata, 390 nucleotides. Its product is annotated as 30S ribosomal protein S8, putative. The record is from RefSeq and is a predicted model, not a curated record. Bases 1 to 390 code for a protein of 129 amino acids. Lineage: Eukaryota; Apicomplexa; Aconoidasida; Piroplasmida; Theileriidae. Gene Ontology annotation, cellular component: ribosome. Gene Ontology annotation, molecular function: structural constituent of ribosome. Gene Ontology annotation, biological process: translation. The transcript is spliced from 2 exons.